This is a messenger RNA of Rhagoletis zephyria (snowberry fruit fly), 1195 nucleotides long. NCBI's taxonomy places the organism in Eukaryota, Metazoa, Arthropoda, Insecta, Diptera, Tephritidae. The record is from RefSeq and is a predicted model, not a curated record.
GCUUCGUCUCACUGCUGGAGAUGGCCGCCCACUACUUCAACACCGGCGGCAGCUUUGAGGCGGUGAAUGAGGCCUACAAGCUACUGAUUCCCAUCCACGAGGCCCACCACCGCUACAAGGAGCUGGCCGCCGUCCACAGCCGCCUCCACGACGUCUUUCUGCGCAUCGACCAGAACGAGGGCAAGCGGGUUUUUGCCACCUAUUUUAGGGUCGGUUUUUACGGCGCCCUCUUUGGUGACCUCGAUCGCGAGGAGUUUGUCUACAAGGAGCGCUUUUUGACGAAGCUCCCUGAGGUAGCCCACCGCCUGGAGGCCUUCUACGGCAGUCGUUUUGGCCACCAGCAUGUGGAGGUGAUCAAGGACUCGAAUCCGGUUGAUCUGGGGAAGCUCAGUCCGGAGAAGGCCUACAUACAAAUCACCUACGUGGAGCCGUACUUUGACAGCUGGGAGCUGGAGUCUCGGAUGGCCACCUUUGAGCGCAACUACAACAUUAAGCGCUUCAUCUUCUCCACCCCCUUCACCCUCGACGGCCGCGCCCACGGCAAGCUCUACGAGCAGUGCAAGCGCAAGACAGUGCUCACCACCGCCCAGGCCUUUCCCUACGUGAAGACGCGGGUGCAGGUGGCCGAUCGCCACCAGAUGGUCCUCUCCCCGGUGGAGGUCGCCAUCGAGGACGUGCAGAAGAAGACGAAGGAGCUGGCGGUGGCCACCACGCAGGAGCCCGUCGAUGCGAAGAUUCUGCAGAUGGUGCUGCAGGGCUGCGUCGGCACGACUGUGAACCAGGGCCCGGCGGAGAUUGCCUACGUCUUUCUGGCGCCGGAGGCGAACAUGCCGCCCAAUGCCCAGCGACCGCCGCCCAGUCACCAGGCGAAGCUGCGCGCCGCCUUUAAGGACUUUAGUGCAAAGUGCGGCGAAGCGCUGACCAAAAAUCGCCAGCUGGUCAGCGGCCACGAGCAACAGGUGGAGUACCACAAGGAGCUGGAGCGCAACUUCUACAAGUUCACCGAGCGGCUGGCGCCGCUGAUGGGCCACCCCAAUGCUAAGCAGGCGCUCAUCAGUCUGCGAGAGUCCUACUUUAGCGGAUUUUCCACUAAACCUUCUGCUUCACACACCAAUUCUUUGGAUUCGGCGACGGCGAGCAGUGGUGGAAAGCAGAUGAUGGCUAAUGGAGGAGGAAGUUAUGCGAGUUUGGGCCG